GGAAGCAGGUUUUAAUUUUAUAGAUGGGAAAACAGGUUCAGAAAGUUCAACACUGAGUAAGUACUUGGUUCCAGGUUACACAAGUACUAAGUGGCAGAACUAGAUAUUUUUUUUAACCAAGGUGUAUCUGAUACCAAAUUUGUGACUUUUUUGCUAAGCUGGUUGCUUUGUGAGGUGGAUAUGCUCCUAAAAUAGAAAGGAGGAAAAUAUGAAUUCAGCGCACAUCCACAUAGAUUAUAACAACUAUCUGAAGCCCAGGAAUAAGUUAUGCAGACAAUAUGGAAAACAGACCUACGAUACUCAACGCCUGCAGAACAUAUAAUUGGAGGAGCAGAAUGCAAAGUGAACAUUUGGUUCCCUGGCAGGGCUCGUGGACACUAUGACAUAGAGCAGCUGUCCCCAGAGAAGGUUCUUUGUUUCUAGACCAGUGCUACAUAAGCAGCAUUUGAGCAAUUCAGGAUUUUCCUUCUGCUUCCUCUAUAAAUAGAGUUCAUGGGAUUCUGUAUGUCAAAAUUAAUGCCUUGAAAAGGAGCCACAGAGUAUGGAAAUAAGCAUUCACUCAUACUAUAAACUGGAAACAUGCUUGGCAUCAGGACGCCGUGUAAACGCUGUCACUACUUGGAUGGAUUCUUAGGUCUUAUUUAGCCUAUGAAAUUGCAGAGUAGAUCCUAUUAUGUAAGGAAACAGGAGGACGGCAUACUGUGGUUACAAAAUGAAGAACUUUGUGUCCUUCAGGGAAGAGUUAACAGGGCAGAUACACAUAGACAGAGACAUGUGAUAAGAAUGUGGAAAAUGAAUGAAUGGGUGGCAUGUAUAUGUGGCUCCUGCUGAAGCUGGGUUGCUGGAUAAUCCUCAGAUGUCAGAUUUCCGUAAGGCCAACAUGUGACUCAAAGCUUGCCACUCAACACAGAAUACUGGGCUGUGCUGGUAUUAAGAGGCUGGCUGGAAGCUAGGCUCCCACUGUGCACUAGACUAACUCCCUGUCGCUCUCUUCGUGUGGGUGGGUGUGCAUGUGUGAGUGUGAGGGUAUACGUUUUUAUGCAGUGGGUGUUUAAAGAGCUAAGCACUGAAGCUGGAUUUCCACAAACGAUCAUCACGAGCACUCCAGACACACCAAACUUCCUCUCUUGGUAUUUUUUUGCUUUCAUCUUUUUUUUUUUUGCAAACCCUGAAGGGGAGCUCCCCCAACAUUCAGCCUGCAGGACUGGGAAUAUUUUCUCCACAUGUCCAAUGUGGGUGCCCUCUCAAGGUUAGAACUGAAGCUAUGUGGGACCGGCAUAUUUUCAAGCACCAGAUGAGAGGAGCUGUGUGAAGAAGUUGCAGACACCAAAGGAAGAGUGACUGUGCCUUGUUAACAUGAACAACAGCUUGCAGGUUAACCUGCCCAGAAGCUGGGCUACUUCAAGUGGCUCCCUCCAGGAGAAGUCUGAGCAUUCUUUUUUUCUUUUCUAUUACUAUAGGAUGGAGGAUGAAGCUGUCCUGGACAGAGGGGCUUCCUUCCUUAAGCAUGUGUGUGAUGAAGAAGAAGUAGAAGGCCACCACACCAUCUACAUCGGGGUCCAUGUGCCGAAGAGCUAUCGGAGAAGGAGACGUCACAAGAGAAAGGCAGGACACAAAGAAAAGAAGGAAAAGGAAAGAAUCUCUGAGAACUACUCUGACAAAUCGGAUGUGGAAAAUGCUGACGAAUCAAGCAGCAGCAUCUUAAAACCUCUCAUCUCUCCCGCCGCAGAACGCAUUCGAUUCAUUUUGGGAGAAGAAGAUGACAGCCCUGCACCCCCUCAGCUCUUCACCGAAUUGGAUGAGCUUCUGGCUGUGGAUGGGCAGGAGAUGGAGUGGAAGGAGACAGCAAGAUGGAUUAAAUUUGAAGAAAAAGUGGAACAGGGUGGGGAGAGAUGGAGCAAGCCCCACGUGGCCACAUUGUCCCUUCACAGUUUAUUUGAGCUGAGAACGUGUAUGGAGAAAGGAUCCAUCAUGCUUGACAGGGAGGCUUCUUCUCUCCCACAGUUGGUGGAGAUGAUUGUUGAUCAUCAGAUUGAGACAGGCCUAUUGAAACCUGACCUUAAGGAUAAGGUGACUUAUACUUUACUCCGGAAGCACCGGCAUCAAACCAAGAAAUCUAACCUUCGAUCCCUGGCUGACAUUGGGAAGACAGUCUCCAGUGCAAGUAGGAUGUUUACCAACCCUGAUAAUGGUAGCCCAGCCAUGACCCAUAGGAAUCUAACUUCCUCCAGUCUGAAUGACAUUUCUGAUAAACCAGAGAAGGACCAGCUGAAGAACAAAUUCAUGAAAAAACUUCCACGUGAUGCAGAAGCUUCGAAUGUGCUUGUUGGGGAGGUUGACUUCUUGGACACUCCUUUCAUUGCCUUUGUUCGACUGCAGCAGGCUGUCAUGCUGGGUGCCCUGACUGAGGUCCCUGUGCCCACGAGGUUCUUGUUCAUUCUCUUAGGUCCUAAGGGGAAAGCCAAGUCCUACCAUGAGAUUGGCAGAGCCAUUGCCACCUUGAUGUCUGACGAGGUGUUCCAUGACAUUGCUUAUAAAGCAAAAGACAGGCAGGACCUGAUUGCUGGCAUUGACGAGUUCCUGGAUGAAGUCAUUGUCCUUCCUCCUGGGGAAUGGGAUCCAGCAAUCAGGAUAGAGCCUCCUAAGAGUCUUCCAUCAUCUGACAAAAGAAAGAAUAUGUACUCAGGUGGAGAGAAUGUUCAGAUGAAUGGGGACACGCCCCAUGAUGGAGGACAUGGCGGAGGAGGUCAUGGGGAUUGUGAAGAACUGAAGCGAACUGGACGGUUCUGUGGUGGACUAAUUAAGGACAUAAAGAGGAAAGCACCAUUUUUUGCCAGUGAUUUUUAUGAUGCUUUAAAUAUUCAGGCCCUUUCAGCAAUUCUCUUCAUUUAUCUGGCGACUGUAACUAAUGCUAUCACUUUUGGAGGACUGCUCGGGGAUGCCACUGAAAACAUGCAGGGCGUGUUGGAGAGUUUCCUGGGCACAGCUGUCUCUGGAGCCAUCUUUUGCCUUUUUGCUGGUCAACCACUCACUAUUUUGAGCAGCACAGGACCUGUUCUAGUUUUCGAGAGGCUUCUAUUUAAUUUUAGCAAGGACCAUAAUUUUGACUAUUUAGAGUUUCGCCUUUGGAUUGGCCUGUGGUCAGCCUUCCUGUGUCUCAUUUUGGUAGCCACUGAUGCCAGCUUCUUGGUUCAGUACUUCACUCGCUUCACUGAAGAGGGCUUUUCUUCUCUGAUUAGCUUCAUCUUCAUCUACGAUGCUUUCAAGAAGAUGAUCAAGCUAGCAGAUCACUACCCUGUCAACUCCAACUUCAAAGUGGGCUACAAUACUCACUUUUCCUGUGUCUGUGUGCCACCCAACCCAGUUAAUAUCUCACUACCUAAUGGUACCACACCAGGCCUGGAAGAUUUACCAACUAUUUCUUCUGCUGACAUGCACCAUAAUGCUACCAUUGACUGGGCAUUUUUGUCGACGAAGGAGUGUUUGAAAUAUGGAGGGAAGCUCGUGGGGAACAAUUGUAACUUUGUUCCUGAUAUCUCGCUUAUGUCUUGCAUCCUCUUUUUGGGCACUUACACCUCUUCUAUGGCUCUCAAGAAAUUCAAAACCAGUCGUUAUUUUCCAACCACAGCAAGAAAACUUAUCAGUGACUUUGCCAUUAUCUUGUCCAUUCUCAUCUUUUGUAUAAUAGAUGCCCUGGUAGGUGUGGACACUCCAAAAUUAAUUGUGCCAAGUGAAUUCAAGCCAACAAGUCCAAACCGAGGUUGGUUUGUUCCACCAUUUGGAGGAAACCCCUGGUGGGUAUGCCUUGCAGCUGCUAUCCCUGCCUUGUUGGUCACCAUUCUGAUUUUCAUGGACCAGCAAAUCACAGCUGUGAUUGUGAACAGGAAAGAGCAUAAACUCAAAAAAGGAGCUGGGUAUCACCUGGAUCUCUUUUGGGUGGCCAUCCUCAUGGUGGUGUGCUCCUUCAUGGCUCUUCCAUGGUACGUAGCUGCUACUGUCAUCUCUAUUGCUCACAUCGACAGUUUGAAGAUGGAGACAGAGACUUCUGCACCUGGAGAACAACCAAAGUUUUUAGGAGUGAGGGAACAAAGAGUCACUGGAACACUUGUGUUUAUUCUGACUGGUCUGUCAGUCUUUAUGGCUCCCAUCUUGAAGUUUAUUCCCAUGCCUGUACUCUAUGGUGUGUUCCUGUAUAUGGGGGUUGCAUCUCUUAAUGGUGUGCAGUUCAUGGAUCGUCUCAAGCUGCUUCUGAUGCCCCUGAAGCAUCAGCCUGACUUUAUCUACCUGCGUCACGUCCCGCUGCGCAGAAUCCACCUGUUCACUUUCCUACAGGUGUUGUGUCUGGCGCUGCUCUGGAUCCUCAAGUCUACCGUGGCUGCUAUCAUUUUUCCAGUCAUGAUCUUGGCACUUGUAGCUGUCAGAAGAGGCAUGGACUACUUCUUCUCCCAGCAUGACCUUAGCUUCCUUGAUGAUGUCAUUCCAGAAAAGGACAAGAAAAAGAAGGAAGAUGAGAAGAAAAAGAAAAAGAAGAAAGGAAGUCUAGACAGUGACAAUGAUGAUGAGAAAGAUCACCAACAUUCCUUGAACGCCACACAUCAUGCUGAUAAAAUUCCUUUCCUUCAGUCACUUGGUACGCCAAGUCCUCCUAGAACUCCAAUAAAAGUUGUGCCUCAAAUUAGAAUAGAACUUGAGCCUGAAGACAAUGAUUAUUUCUGGAGGAGCAAGGGAACAGAAACUUCAUUGUAACCUGUUCGUCUUUCUUAAAACUGACAGUUUUCGUUAUGUUCUUGUUUUUCUCCUUUGGUAACUUGUGUAUUUCUUGAAGUUUUGUUUUGUGUUUUGGUCACUGGCCAAAUAACAUAGUGCUCUCUCUGCUUUUCUUUUGCAUAGGUAAAAUCAAGACAAUAGUUCCUUAAAAACAGCAUCUGAAGAGUC
Molecule: messenger RNA, 4935 nt
Organism: Loxodonta africana (African savanna elephant)
Lineage: Eukaryota; Metazoa; Chordata; Mammalia; Proboscidea; Elephantidae
Gene: SLC4A4
Product: solute carrier family 4 member 4
Exons: 24
Coding region: 1357-4746 (1129 amino acids)
Biological process (GO): monoatomic anion transport; transmembrane transport; regulation of intracellular pH
Cellular component (GO): plasma membrane; basolateral plasma membrane
Molecular function (GO): monoatomic anion transmembrane transporter activity; sodium:bicarbonate symporter activity; solute:inorganic anion antiporter activity
Source: RefSeq, a predicted model, not a curated record